AUGUGUCAGAUUUGGUCGGGUCUGAAGCGCUGUGCCGUGGUGAACCGCUUUCGCAUCGCGCGGCAGCGUGCGGGGCUACUGCCGCUGGGCCGCGAUGGUGAUGGUUGGAACCGCUGGGUGGGGAUUCGCCCGCGUGCCGCUGGGGACUUGAGCGAGGAGGUGGUCCUCAGCAUGUUGAUGGAGGCCUGUCACCUUCCCAUGGGCCAAAAGUGGGGCUACCACGAGCGCGCCGGGGAUGCGCUGGAUCAGCUGACUCACCUCAGCGGGCUCAUCAUGAGACCUGUCUCCUUGGCUUAUUACCAGUGCCUUGGAUCUGAGUUUUCCUAUCAAAAUGGAUACGGCGAGAGGAGUUUGGGGGGAAGGGGAGAGACCUCGGUGCAGAGUGAGAUGGUGGGAGCAUUGCCGCGUGAUCGUGGUGCGCCCGCGUCUCGCGUCGCCGGGAUGCGCGGCGCGGUGAACAGCUCCGCGGUGGGUGAGCAGGAGGUGAUCUUCAGCUUCAUGUGGCCCAUGGUGACCGCUCUAGGCGAAGAUAACUUGGGUAGCAUUUGCCAUGUCGGGAUUGGAGAGGCGUCGACCUGCGACGACCGGCGUGCAGACCGGGAGAGACCGGGAGACAUCAACCUCUAUCAGCAGUUGCACCAACUGGAGGUUCCGCUGAAAGCCCUCAAACAGAAGGCGAAAAGGCAGGGCGCCGACCCUUUUCAGACCUUCAAGUUCACAUCUGAUGAAGAGGUCCUUAGUGACGAGGUCCGCCUACUGCUCUGUUUGUUCCUAGACUACAUGUGGAGCCUUUCCGAAACCAAGAUAGUUGAUAUGCGCAUUGUUCUACCUGAUGAGCUCUUCCGAUUCCUGGCCAUGCUUGGGACCAUUGGCAAUCCGCAGGAAGCAGAUCUUCUUGAGAAACUCCAUUCCCUGUUUGAAGAAAUUCCUCGAGAAAUUCCUCGGACGUAUCCUUCAACCGGACCAAAACUUGCUUUGCGGAUGACCCAAGGGCCGAGCAAUGCAUGCAUCAACUUUCAUUGUGAUGGCACUUAUGCGACCGGCACGGUGCAGAUUGCCUUGAACAGCCCUGAAGACUAUACCGGUGGACAGCUUUGUUUCUUUGUCAAUGACCACUUAGAGAUGCUUGAGAGACCAGCUGGAUCUGUGUGCCAGCACCCAUGCAGAGUGCUACAUGGCGUGUCAGCUUUGAUGGAGGGCACACGGAAAAGUCUCUUUGUUGUGGACUGGCUGAAUGGCCUUGGCGAGAGGGGAGUGGUGGACGCAACCCACCAUCACGUGCAAGGCUUCAUCAAGUGGAAGCAAGAUACUGAGGAGAAACGACCACGGACUCACAGUUUUCCACGCUUCUCGCCUGGUCUUUCCGGCUCCGAGCUCCGAGCCACCACGCCGCCCAUCGUGCUGGGAGGUCGCCUCAAGACCUUUGCGCAGGCGCGUCACUGGCGCCAGGCAUUGAAGCACUUGGAGGUGCUAUCCGCGUCACCGGCCGCAGCGCAGCAUUUGCUGGUCCGAAUUCGUGUCAACUCGGUGCCAUCGCAGCUCAGACUUCCGACGACCGAGUGGGUCUUAGGCCAGAAAGCCUUCAAGUUCAACAUCAUCCACUGCAAUUCGGCUCUGGCCGCCUGCGCCUGGCCUCUGGCCGGACACCUCCUGCGACACGCGGAGCGACACGCGGAGCGCGCCGGCGCGGACGCCUUCACGGUGAACUCCGCGUGCGCGGCGUGCGAGCGCCGUGGCCGCUGGGGCGAGGCGCUGCAGCUGCUGGCUUGGGCCGCGCGUGGUGCUCUGCGCUGCGAGGUGCUGGGCUACAACGGCGCCAGCAGCGCUGCGGCCAAGGAUGGCAGGUGGACGCAGAGCAUGGAGGUUUUGAAGGAGAUGCGCACCAACACCUUGCAGCGGACGGUCAUCAGCUUCGCUGCGCUCAGCGUGAAGUGGCCCUGGGCGCUGGAGACGCUGGAGCUCAUGCGUCACUGCGAUGCUUCUCCAGGCGCCUAUCACGUGAACGGUGCCAUCACCAGCUGCGGUGCCUCCCAACUCUGGCGCGCAGCGCUGUUCCGCGUUGGAGACGCUGCGGCGGACGUGGUGGGGUGCAAUGCGGCUAUGAGCGCCUGUGAGUGGCUUUGGGCCGCGGAACUGCUGGAGUGCAUGGCAGCGAUGGGAUCAAUCCAACAGGACAUCAUUUCCUUCAACGCCUUGCUGAACGCCUACAGCGCUGAAGAUCUAUGGCCAAGAGCAGUAAAUCUUUGGCGGCUCCUCGAAGGGCGAGAUGUGGAACCCAGCACCGUGACAGCCAACUGCCUGAUUGGCUCGGCUGCAUGGCCAGAGGCUUGGCAGUGCCUGCAUCGCUUCCUCCAAGGCGGCGUGGAGGUGGAUGUGAUUGGGGUGAACUCUGUGAUCUCGAGCGACUGGCGCAUGGCUCUGACCUGCGAGCACUUCUUCGCCCGAGCGGGCCUCCGCCGCACCUUGAUCACCUACGGCGCGCUGACCUCCACCACUGCGUCCGGUCCUUCACCGAGCGCCUGGUCGCUGGCGCAGGCGGUGUGGGCGCAGCAGGCGCAGCAGGGCGCCGCGGCCGAGGCGGUGGGGCAAAGCGCGAUGCUGAAGGCUUGGGCGGAUGGCCAACAAUGGAGGUGGGCGCUGGAGAUGCCUCCCUCCGACCUCAAUGGCUACGGCGCCCAGCUGAACGCCUUGAGCUCCGUCGGCCGCUGGCGCGCCGCGCGGGCCGCGCUUUCGUCCGCUGCGCUUUCAGCGACGCUUUCGGCGACCCGCGUCCUGCGGUCGGCUGUGUGUUGCCACAGCGCGGUGGCGGGCUGUGAGCGGGCCGGUGCCUGGGAGCAAGUGCUCUUGCUGGAAAUGGCCAUGUUCAACAGCAGCUCGGUGGUGAGCGCCCGUGAGAAGGGCGGCCUUCUGGAUGAAUUUGCGGGGAAGAUGGCCAAGAUCCAAAGUGCUCUAAAAGGACAUCUCCUCACAAAGAAGGUGGGUGCGCAAACCAGCUUCGAGCUUUGUGAGAACAAGCGAGGAGCCCUGCGGAGGGUCUUUGCGCGCAUCUCCUUGAGCCGGCCUGAGUACGCCAAGGACCUUUCCCAGUCGGAGCGAAAGAAGCCGCUCUCGAUGGCGCAACACUUCCACUUCGAGGACCUGAGAUGGGAAGAAACACAAGGGGAUUAUUUCUGCUGGCUCCCCAUCCCCACGAAGAUCGCCGAGGGCGAGCGCAUUAACGUCUAUUUCAACGAGGCAACCGGUGGACGGUAUGUGCCACGCGCAGUGCUGAUGGAUCUCGAGCCAGGCACCAUGGACAGUGUUCGUGCGGGGCCCUUUGGUCAGCUGUUCCGCCCAGACAACUUUGUGUUCGGCCAGACCGGUGCUGGAAACAACUGGGCGAAGGGGCACUACACUGAGGGAGCCGAGUUGAUUGACUCCGUCUUGGAUGUCGUCCGUAAAGAAGCUGAGGGAUGUGACUGCUUGCAAGGCUUCCAGCUGUGCCAUUCUCUCGGAGGUGGCACUGGCGCCGGCAUGGGAACACUCUUGAUUUCCAAGGUGCGAGAAGAGUACCCGGAUCGUAUCAUGGAGACCUUCUCCGUGAUUCCCUCGCCCAAGGUCUCGGACACGGUGGUGGAGCCGUGUCUCGACAGCAACGAUGGGGGGGUGCAACGAGGAGGAAAACACCAAACGAAGCUGUUCCCAACAUCGAAGACACGUAAGCACACACCGGUGCAUGUGUCUCUUGGCAAACCUGUCCAUUGA
Durusdinium trenchii is the source of this 3744-nucleotide messenger RNA. The record is from the annotation of a GenBank genome assembly. NCBI's taxonomy places the organism in Eukaryota, Dinophyceae, Suessiales, Symbiodiniaceae.